Molecule: messenger RNA, 2660 nt
Organism: Clarias gariepinus (North African catfish)
Lineage: Eukaryota; Metazoa; Chordata; Actinopteri; Siluriformes; Clariidae
Product: beta-1,4-N-acetylgalactosaminyltransferase 3-like
Exons: 20
Coding region: 48-2192 (714 amino acids)
Cellular component (GO): Golgi cisterna membrane
Molecular function (GO): acetylgalactosaminyltransferase activity
Source: RefSeq, a predicted model, not a curated record
CCUAACACGUUAGAGCCAUUGGAGGUCAUUGUCAAGAUCUGAAUAAAAUGGAACGACUUAAAAUUUUAAAAGGAUAUUUAAACUUUGGAAAAGUGGCAGUGAUCAGAACAUUGUUCCUGUUCUUAGUAACACUGAUCGUAUUCACGUAUUUUACAGUUUUUCGGGAUACUGGCAAAAAGUUUCCCGAUUUUGAGUUCUGGGAAAUGCCUGAUGAUAUGCAGUCUUCAGAGCAGAAGAUGAUAAUAAAUGGACAGCCGAAAUGGAAACCUGAGUAUUUGGGUCAGGUGAACAUGCAUGUUUUUGAAGACUGGUGUGGAGGAUCUGUGGACCAGCUAAGAAGAAAUGAGUUGUUUCCUAUGUUCCCCCAUUCACGUACUACAAUCAAAAGGCUUGCUGUGUAUCCUGGAUGGGAAAACUAUGGGCUGAGAAUCUUUGGAUACAUUCAUCCUGUAAUAAAUGGAGAAUACUUGUUUGCCAUUGCUUCUGAUGAUAACUCUGAGUUUUGGCUAAGUUCAGAUGAAAACACCAAAAAUCUAAAACUCAUUGCUUUCCUUGGCAAGGCAGGAAAUGAAUGGGCUGCACCAGGGGAAUAUGAGAAAUUUGCAUCUCAGAUAUCUGAGCCUUUAGUGCUUUCAAAAAAACAACGAUAUUACUUUGAAAUAAUCUACAAGCAAAGUGAAGAAAUGGAUCAUGUGGAAGUUGCAUGGCGUCUCAACAAAGAGGAAAGCAAUUUUGAAAUUAUUACCUCAGAGUAUCUCUCGCUCUACAGUGAUGAGUCUUCUCUACUGGCAGUGGACAAUUAUUUAAUCCCUCAAACAGCAGCAAGUCAAAGACUGAACAUUGAUCACAUCACUAGACCUGAUGUGGACAUGGUCAAAGAAGAUCCACGAGACAUCAUCUAUAAAUUGCCACUGCUGCAUGAAUCUCUUCUGAAAGACGUGUUUCCUGAAUGUCCUUACUAUCCUAUUUACAUAUAUGAAAACUCUACCAUCGAGAGAUAUGAUGGAAUAAAUCAUGUUCGCUACUCGUCAGUGUACCCAAAUGACUACACGAGGCUUGCUAACGAGGACAUUAAGGCACAGCUAUGCUUUUAUGAAAAGGAUGAAACAUAUGAGCAAGGAGGUGGGUUUGGUCCAUAUCUAAAAGUUGAAAGAACAGAAGACAAACAAGAUGAGAAAAAUGUGAACAAGCCAAACUGGAAGCAGGUCUUCAAUGUAAAUCCGGUGGAUUUCCAUUCAAAGCAGAGCGAUUUCGCUGUCCACACCUGCAAAAGAGCUGGAAAUAUAAUAAUGCUUCAAAAAGACGUCAUGCCUAUAAUCAAAGCCUUCAGGAAUCAAUUGAAGAUAAACCCGAACACCAGUGAUCUGGCUCUGAAACAUGUGUUAAAUGUGGAAAAGAAAACGAAGACUGGAGUGGGCAGUCGCUACCUGCUGGAGAUGGAGAUGGAAGAUACUGAAGGAAGAAGUGUUCUUAUCUCGAAAUAUUUUUACACCACACGAAACCAAAGAUAUCCAGAAUUACCAGGUCUCUGCAGUCCAACAGACUUCAGUUGGGACCCGGACGUAAAAGUCCAUGUUAUUCUGACAGUUAAAAACCAGGGGAGGUGGAUCGUACACUUUAUCCGAGAAAUGGAGCGUGUGUAUGAAGCGACAGGAGACAAAAACUUCAAUGUCAUUAUUGUAGACUUUAACAGCACUGAUAUUGAUAUAGAGAAGGAACUAAGUAAUGCAAAUUUACCAAGCUAUCAAUUUAAAAACCUGGUGGGACGCUUUGCCAAAUCGCAAGGAAUUCAAGCUGGAGUUGAUCUUGUUGAAGAUGAAAACAGUAUUUUGUUCAUGUGCGACCUGCAUAUCCACUUUCCUCCAUCGAUAAUAGAUAAUGUGCGUAAACACUGCGUACAGGGCAAAGUGGCAUACGCCCCUGUUGUGAUGAGACUGGAGUGUGGCGCCACAGUAAAGGCUCCUGCAGGUUUCUGGGAAACUGAGGGGUAUGGUCUGGUGGGGAUUUAUAAAUCUGACAUGGAGCGAGUCGGAGGGAUGAACGUUAAAGAAUACACAGACAAGUGGGGCGGAGAAGACUGGGAGCUGCUGGACAGAAUCCUACUGCACAAGCUGGAGGUGGAACGACUACAUCUGAGAAACUUUGUACACUUCUUCCAUUCAAAGCGGGGCAUGUGGAACAAGGAGACAUGAACAUUGUAUUUAAAGUCUGUACAGUAUUAUGUAUAUAAGGUUUGGGUAUAUUUACUAACAUUAUUAUUAUAUAUUUAAAUUCUUUAGGCAUUUUAUAUUUUUGAAUAAUAGGAAAGAUGACAUUAUGAAUUAUGAAAUGAGACAUGAAAUUGCACUGUAGCUAAAUGUUCUUCGAAACAGCUACCUUCAUUGUAGCGUCUGUAUGUGCUUAAGAAUCAGAGCUCUUCAGUAAGCAGACAAUGAAAUAAAUGUGAUAUAAAUAAAUAAUACAAUAAUAUUUUCCAUUACAUCACUGGACGCUAGUCGAUUAAAUAGUCACUCACUAGCCAAAACUCUUGGGAUGUUGUCCAGUAUGGGAAAUUCAAUAAUUAAAUAAAGGGUAAUGAAAGCAACAAACUUUGUUAAUCUGAAAUACCUUUUAAUGUAUGCAGCCAAUUCUAUAAUAAAAUAUCUGUCAAUUAGAAAACA